UGUUAACCGAAGUUUAAUGACAUUCGCGGCUCUAGUUCGCUUACAGAUCCAAGGGCAAAGGGUUGUUGCCCUUUACCUUAACAAGAGGCACAUAAUACUCCAUUAACUCCAAUUCACUUUGACAUCGCAUAGAACCUAGUCAUAAUAAACUUAUUUAUAGUUUUACCUAUAAAUAAUUAUUAGAAAUUCUCUUUGAGUAGAUUAUAUGUGACAUCUCACUCGCGUGGGGUAUGAAUAUUAAUAAGGUACCCCUAUAUAACGCCCGUCGGGAGACUCAGGUGGCAUUAGUGUGUAACUAUUUAGUUCAUGAUGCAGGCUGUUCUGCUGCUAGUAGUGUUGAGUGUGGUGGGUCAGUCGGUUCAGCAGGAAACGGCUGAACUUCAGCAGCUAUGCGGCCACAAGCUGGCGGAAACGGUCGCUAGGCUGUGCGAGGCCGAAAGGGCAAGGAAGCUUGGCCUAUACUUGACGUCUCCCAAAAGAUCCCGUUACACACUUCUGCCGCACUACGCGCCCUACUGGCUGGAGGCAGAAGACGCGCUUCGCCUCGGCCGAGGCAAGCGCGGAGGCAUCGUGGAGGAAUGCUGCAAGAAGGCAUGCACCGUGGAUGAGCUGCUGGGCUACUGUCCCCCGCUGUGAUGUCUUAGUGUAAAAGAUUUUGAUUUUUACGUAACGAUUUUUUGCUGAUUGUUAAACUGUUACUCUGGAUAGUUCGACGGCGGUAGAAUAGUAAAGCCUGUCCAGCCCAAGGGCCUUAGUAUUUGAACAGGAGUAUACUAAAUUUACUUACGAGUUGUCGCGCCCUUGAUAUGACCCUAGUGUGAAGGCUAUUC
Molecule: messenger RNA, 830 nt
Organism: Leguminivora glycinivorella
Lineage: Eukaryota; Metazoa; Arthropoda; Insecta; Lepidoptera; Tortricidae
Product: bombyxin A-2 homolog
Exons: 2
Coding region: 307-636 (109 amino acids)
Cellular component (GO): extracellular region
Molecular function (GO): hormone activity
Source: RefSeq, a predicted model, not a curated record